Molecule: messenger RNA, 548 nt
Organism: Pezoporus occidentalis (night parrot)
Lineage: Eukaryota; Metazoa; Chordata; Aves; Psittaciformes; Psittacidae
Product: storkhead-box protein 1-like
Exons: 3
Coding region: 51-548 (165 amino acids)
Biological process (GO): regulation of transcription by RNA polymerase II
Cellular component (GO): cytoplasm; nucleus
Molecular function (GO): RNA polymerase II transcription regulatory region sequence-specific DNA binding
Source: RefSeq, a predicted model, not a curated record
UGCCCGUGCUCGUGCCUGUGCCCAUGCCCGGCGGCGGGCGGUGAGCGGCCAUGCCGCGCCGGGCGGAGCGCUGCCUGCAGAUCGCCCCGCACUCCCUGGCCAUCGUCCUGGGCGCCGCGGCCGGGGGGCGGCCGGGGGCGGGUGGCGGCGGUGCGGGGCCGGCGGCGGAGCUGGGCCGCCACCGUAUCGGCUACGAGAUCUUCGCGGACUUCAAGCGGGAGAACAUGCAGCACUUCUGGGACCGGCGGGCCACGGCGGCGGUGGCCGAGACCUUCUUCCUGGGCUGGAUCGACGAGCAGGUGCUGCUGGUGCAGGGCAAGGAGGAGCACCUGGAGGUGCUGCGGCAGGGCUGGGCGCGCCGCUCCCUCAAGCCCCCCAGCGGCUUCCACAUCAAGUGCCUGGAAUACAAAAAUCUCUACACUCAGGAGAAAUGCUCAGAACAGCUUCUACAGAGAGGCAAGUGCAAGAGAUGCCUGCAUAAACCUUCAUCUGAACAGGGCAAUGGGAAAUUGUCUCUGGGUACACACAGACAAGAAUUUAGAGCUUAA